This is a messenger RNA of Patella vulgata (common limpet), 1422 nucleotides long. Its product is annotated as D-beta-hydroxybutyrate dehydrogenase. Bases 536 to 1324 code for a protein of 262 amino acids. NCBI's taxonomy places the organism in Eukaryota, Metazoa, Mollusca, Gastropoda, Patellidae. The record is from RefSeq and is a predicted model, not a curated record. The transcript is spliced from 10 exons.
UGUUUACCAGCCUACUCUCCGUCAAAUUCUUUUACGUACAAGCCAACGUGUGUACACGGGACCUUGGUUUUUCCUUGAACUGAAUCAAACAUUCGUAUGUUUGCCGUCGGUUAUUUAUGUCUAGUGGGAAGGUGAAAAGGAUGAAAUGGACGUUUUAAGCCACACUACAACUGGGAGAAGGCUAGAUAACAAAUCUCAUCUCUCAACCCUCCGUGUUUCAGUAUAUCUCAACGUUUUUAGCCACGUUCUCGUAGCUAGGAGAAGGCGUAUAGAUGAUUGUCUGAAUAAGCUAACAAAAGGGACAAACUAGUAAUUUUGGUGACGCCACUUUGUUGAAAUAGUGAUAAAUUGAACCAGCUAGCCUAAACAAGGAACAAGAUUAUUAAAUGAAUUAUCACGUAGGAAAAUGUAUUUCAUAGAUUAACGGGAUCGUACAUUUGACAGAGUCUAUAAUUCUUAUAAAAAAGACAUCCAGGCUUGAAAUCGAGUUGUUCGGAUCUUUCAGGUCAUUCCUCACAAAAUUGACGAUAAGAAAAUGUCACAUGCGGGUAAAGUUGCUGUAAUAACCGGAUCCACGUCUGGAAUUGGUUUGGAAAUAGCCCGGUAUUUGGCACGAGAAGAAUGCUCAGUUGUUAUAACUGGCCUUGGAGAACAAUCCGCCAUAGAUUCUAUCGUUAGUGAAUUUAGAACAAACUAUCCCACAGUAAAAACUAAUUAUAUAGCUGCUGAUCUGAGAGAUGUAUCAUCUGUAAAGAGUUUUUGUGAGUCGGUAAAUAAACUACACCCAGACGGAAUUGAUAUUUUAGUUAACAAUGCUGGAAUCCAACUAAUGGCUCCAGUCGAAGAAUACCCAGAUGAUAUAUGGAAUGACACCCUCGCCAUAACUUUAACUGCAUCAUUUCAACUCAUCAAAUCAUUUAUACCUAAAAUGAAAACUAAAGGCUGGGGAAGAAUUAUCAAUAUGUCAUCACAACAAGGUUUAAUAAGUGCACCAGGUAAAUGUGCAUACUCUACUGUUAAACAUGGCAUUAUAGGACUUACAAAGUGUGUAGCGUUGGAGGGGGCACCACUUGGUAUUACCUGUAAUGCCAUUUGUCCAGGCUAUGUGGACGCACCAAUGGCAUACGUUUCCAUUGCUCGGUUAGCAGAAGUUAAUGGAACUACCUAUGAAGAAGAAAAGCUUAAGUUUUUACAGAAUAUGCCGACAAAUAAGGUUGUUACAGUGCAAGAGGUUGCUGCAUUAUCAUUGUUUUUAUGUUCCGAAUCAGCUUGUAAUAUAAAUGGCACCUCAAUACCUAUUGAAGGAGGGAAUACCAUCAGAUAGUUAAACCAACGAGGGAUUUACAGAAAAUAUAUCCAUAACAUGUGUAUCUUUGAUUGCUAAUAUCAUGUUAUUCUUUUAAAGAAAUUAAACUUAUUCUA